Messenger RNA from Entrophospora sp. SA101, 2832 nucleotides. The record is from the annotation of a GenBank genome assembly. NCBI's taxonomy places the organism in Eukaryota, Fungi, Glomeromycota, Glomeromycetes, Entrophosporales, Entrophosporaceae.
AUGAAUGUUCUAAUUACAAAUUCAUUCUAUUUAGAUGUUGAAUUAACAAACUCGUAUGAAAUCAUAUUCGACAUUGUUGGUCCAUUUACCAUCCUACCGAUUCCAUUACCACCACCUCAACAACAAGAAUCAGAAGAAUCUUCAGGUUUAUUGACUGGAUUAGGAACUAAAACAAAACUGUUAUCAGCAAUGAAAACAGAAACUGCAAAUUUUACUUUUGCAAAUCAUCCAUUUCUUUAUGUCAAUGGUAGACGUUAUCAUAAUGUACCUACUGCAUCUUAUUUCCUGCCAAACGAUAAACAAGAAAUUGAGCGUUUAACUUUAGAACAUAUAAUCUAUCAUUUCAUUUGGAAUGGUAAUUUUUCCUCUCCUGUUAAUAAUGUUUUAAAGUCAUCACCCGCAAAAAAUGAUAAAGCAAAAGUUUUGGAUAUAGGUUGUGGCCCUGGCCAUUGGUUGUUAGAAAUGGCCGAGGAAUAUCCUAAUGCUAAUUUUGUUGGUAUUGAUAUUUCUCCCGUUUUCCCUAAUGAUUACGAUUCAAAUAAACCCACAAACGUUGCUUUUUUAAAAUUUGAUGCUCUUAGAAUAAAUAGAAAAAUGUUAUUUGAAAUUCCAUUACUAUUUAAUCAGAAAUCUGAAUUGAUUACUGUUCAUUCUCAAGAACGUCCGAAUCCUAUUGGUUCUUGGGGUGGCAAAAUGUUGAAAAACAUUGAAUUAAUUGUUGAUCCAUUAAAACCUUACAUAUUACCAGGUUAUCCGUCAAAUAAAACUGUUAGCAACAGCGCUCAUCAAUCAAAAUACAUGAUAGCAAGCAAUCUGAAUAACGUUUUAAGAAGUAAAAUUCUUGACGAUGUGCUUAUAAAAGUUCCAAGUAUUUUAGAAGAAACAAUUCCACAUAUUUCUGAGGAGACUUUGGUUUUCAAAGAAGCUGAAAAUCAUAUUACAAAUAAUACUGGUCCCAAAUAUGAAGAAAUUAUUAAAAGUAUAUUCUUUCUUUUAGAAAAUCAAAGCAAUGAUCCAAUAGCUCGUUCACUUGCUUUAAGAACCCUUGGUUAUAUAUCGACUUUAUUAACAGAGCUUUUGGAUAUUCAACACGGAAUACUUCAACGACUUGAUUCUCCUAUACCAAUAGAAGCAAAUGCUGCAAUUUUUGCGGCUGAUAAAAUUUCCUCAAAAACAGAAAAAUUUUCUGUUAUUUUAUGUGAAAAAUUGGCUUCAAAACUUCAAUUCUUAAGACACAUGCAUUGGGAUAAGAAUUUAGCUAGAAAGGCAAGGUCUAUGUGUAUUCAGCUGCUCGAGAAGCAUUCAGAUGAUGUUUAUGUUAUAACAAUUUUGAAAACCUUGACAUUCUUGUCAUGUCAUGCUCUUGAGUAUACUGCUAGUCAGAUUGACCUUUUAUUUCAAUAUUUAAUGGAUGAUGCAAGAAAAAGAGUUAAAAUUAGUAUACUAACUGAUUUGAAUAGAUUGGCAUCUAAAAACUUUAGAUUUGAUGCAACAAAUAUUUUAAAUUUAUUAAAUAUCAUAGAUAGUGAAUCUGAUGAUAUUAUCAAAAUCAAAGCAUUAAAUGUUUUAUCAACAUUAUUACAACAAAAUCCAGGCCAACUUACCAACCUAAUCUCCAUUGAUUUAGAUCAAGAUGUUCGUAUAGAGAUACUUCACUAUAUUCAAAUAUUUGAAGAUAUGUUACCGAAUAUUCAGCAAAAUAUGUUGGAUCUUACUAUCGUUUUUGUUAGGUUCUUUGUAAGGUUGAUAAUAGAAUAUGAACAUAUCAGAGAUUUAGAUCAGUUUAUAAAAAUAGGAGAUGAGAAAAUAUUGGCCAUGAUGUUGAGAUUACUUGCAAAGACUGCAUUAAGAUCACGACCUGAAUUUACAUCACAAAUAAAAGAAUUUAGUAAUACGCUUCUUAAAGCAAUUCACCAAUUUGGAAAUUAUAUUACAAAAAGGUUCACAAAAAAUCAAUGGGAUGUUUAUUUGAUUGGAGUAGAGGCCGGUAAAUCUGGUUGUUACAACAUCAUGUCAUCUAUUUUUCAAUCAUUUGUUGAUGAGGUUGAUUCUGAAGCACCUAGAUUUUGGCUUAAAUCUUUGAGUAACGUCGCUGAUGCUGAACAAAAAAUUGCUCACAAUAUUGAUAUAAAUCCAUUCGACGAUGGAAACUUUAAUGAACCUGUACGACUUUACGUAAAAGGAGACUCUGAAUUAAAUGGAUUCAUGUCUUUUACAGAUACAAGUGAUCACAGAAUUUUUGCAAGAUGGUUUUGUCAACUUCGAGUCGAAUUUUUUUUGAAAGUGAAACUUAUUUUAUCUCGAUUAAAUUUUCUCUUAAAAAUUAAAUCACAAGAAAUUGACUUUGACAUAAUUCAACCUAAAAAAAUUCUUAACGAUUUAGCGAAUUUACAUAGUUUUGUUGCUUAUUCAUUUUAUGAUAUUGAUAAAGAAAGUUUUGAAAUUUUGGAAUCAUAUCCUUUAGGCUUUUUUAAGGAAAAAUACUAUUAUACGCCUUUCAAUGUCUAUUUAACUCACCAAAAACCAAUAAAUCCAUUGUUACUUUCAUUGAUCCAGCUUACAAAUUCUGACAAUAAUUACCAGAAUGAAACUGAUAAAAUACAAGAAAUUAAUUCUUACAAAAGAAAAAAGAAUAAAACACAGUCUGUUUUAAGAUUUCAAUGUAUUGAUAUUUUGAAACGUGUUAAGCAACUCCAAGGAAUUAAAGAUACAGUUUGGCUUAAAAUUCCAUCGAUCGAAAGAAAUCAAUUAUUUCAACGAAAUUUUACAAAAUUAGUUCUUAAUUUUGAAGGAUUAGUUGAAAUAAGUAAAUUAAGUAAAGGUAGACUUUAA